AUGCCGACUGGCACAGCAGGAGCCUUGUUGGCCAGGAUCAGCCAAGAGUCCAGGGAGCCAGACAAGUCUGUGGUGGUGCGGCAGGCAAGACGGGCAGACCUUGCCAGCAGGGACAGAGGAUGUUCCCCCGCACGGCUCACUGCUGCCUCCCUGCCGCGGUUAGAGAAGCCGAGCAGAGAGGGAGCUGCAGUACCAGUCCAAGCCGGGGGAGAGCACGCCAGUACUGUCCAUGAUUUGACAGUCCAUCGAGCAACUCCUGAGGACAUACUGCGUCGUCAUGAGUUACACAAGUCAAAAAACAAAGCACUGGUGCAUCUGGAACUGCAAGAGAAAGCACUGAGAAGAAAAUGGAAGAAGCAAAAACAAGUGGCUCCCGGUUCCUUGGAGAAAAGGAAAUUGACUCUGAUGCGUGAGAUUCUCUCUGAUCAGUACCAGUUGCAGGAUGUGCUGGAGCGAUCUGAUCAGGUUAUGGCUGUGGUAAAAGACUUGUUUGGGGAUGCUCCUCGCAGGCGAACAGGUUUUCCUAAUGUAACAAUGGCUCCUAACUGUGGCCUAGAAUCUUCUCAAGGACCCAUUGUACAAAAACAUGAUCCUCCUACUCAGCUUUCCAUCCUUAGUGAAUCUGUCAUGGAUUCCCAGGCUCUUAAUGAGGUGAAAGAAGAAACAUCAUCCAUCUGUCAAUCAGAAGAUGAACAGCACGACUCUCUGAAUUUCAAAUCCAGCAUCAACUCUGACAGGCUACUCCAGUUAUUGAGAGAGAAAAAUUCUUCAGUGGAUUCUCAGUUAUGGACUGAAAAGGAAAUGAGAAAAACUACCUUAUCACAGGAAGCAAAUGUACCUUUGACUCCGACGACUGCUUCUCCAUCAUUGGAACAUUCAGCCCUCAACGCUACUGGUGUAGUCAAGAGAAUUCAUUCAAGGCUUCUGAAUGAAGAGGGAGAAGAGACUGCAGAUUCUGCUUACACUGUGAGACAAGUGCUGAACCCAGACUCAAGGAAACAAAAGCAAAUUUCAGCAAAAGUGAAAAGGAAACAAAUUGCACAGAACUCUUCUGGACAGAGGACAGGUGAUUCUCAUGCUAAUUCAAUCCCCACUGGCCUUCCAAGGGACAGUAAAUCCACCCUGGAUGUUCUCAAUUGCAUGAUACACGAAGUAGAGCAUGAAUUGGAGGAAUAUGAGCAAUGCACAGGCCGUGAGGUUCAGAAAACUCAGAGAAAUGAAGGUCUCACUGGAUUUACCUUAUCACUGGUGAAUGCUCUCUGUCGCUUAAUGCGCUACCUCAAAGAGAGUGAAACGCAACUGCGUGAAAAAGAGAUGAUGAGGCAGCAACAUGAGGAGAUGCUGAAGGAACAUAGAGAACUGAUUGAUGCUUUGACCGCAGAAAUCCUUCUAGUGAGGGAAGAAAACAUUGCUGUACAGAAGAAGCUUCAGCAAUACAUGAUAGCAACAGAUGAACAGCUGACCUCUCUCGUGCAAGCAUUGAAAGGCCUCCCUUUAGGAGAAUCUAAAAGAGGACAAAGUCCAAAUCAUUUUGGAAUUGCAAGCAAAGGUUCAGCGAACAGCCAAGAGAAAAGUGCUUUGAGCUAUUUUGAGCCCAGGACUGGUGCGGGCAAUGGAGUAAAUAUGCUGAAAUUCCCACAUAAGGAAACGCCUGUCGAAUUUUUCCAGAGGCCAAGUGUCUCGGAUAGUGUGGGAGCAGGUAGAAGUUUGCCAACUCACAUCUUCCAGCCAGCUGUACUGUUGUCACCGCCCCGGCAGAAGAGCAGUCAGGAAUCGUCUCCCCUCCAGAAUGUCUUUAAGACCAUCUCUCAGUCCACUGAAAACACUGAACGAGAACCAUGCAAGGAAAGGACCUCACCUUCCUCCCUGGUAACUCAGAGCACAGCUGAGGAAAAAUGUCUCUUCUCUCAAAGGCAACCGAUUCCUCCUGCACACAAAGACUUGGAGAGUUCCCAAGACAAAGUCAGUCUGUCCUCCCCAAGUGAUUCUGGAAAAAACAGCGCAGCUGAAGAGGUCUCUCAGAGCAGUGAUCUGCUGGGACAGAUAGCUGAGCUAACACGGCAGAACUCUCUUAUUAAAGCUCAGCUGAGCAAAUUCAGAGACUGCUCUGAAGAAACAGGUGAUGGCCUACAUCAGCCAGAUGCGAUACAAAAUAUAUACCCUAGUCUAGAUACUUCACAGGGACAGACUCAUCUUGCAGUACCAAAGAGCUUGGAGGAACGAAUAGCAGAGCUGAAUCGUCAGAGCGCAGAAGCACGUGAUAAACUGUUGCAGCUGAUAGACCAGCAAAAAUUAGCUGCUGCCCAUGUGGUCUCUCCAAUGAUAUCUGCUAUUCCACCCCCAUCCUUAAAUUAUAUUGAAAAUGCAAAGAAGACAAUUGAAGUGUCUAUUCCGAUGGCAUCUGUUAUAGACAGCUCCAAAGAAGAUACUCCUUCCCCUGCCAGUGUGACCAGUAUAAGAAGAUCAGCAGGUUCCUCUAGCAAGCCUUGUUCACCCUUAAGUGCCACUUCAGAAAGCGUGAAAUUAAGUCCUGUCAGUCAAAGGCCAAAGGUGGAGAAGCAAAAAGAAGAGGGUUGGUUUGCAUUGUCAAUGCAUAUUAUGUGAAGGAAGCUGCACUCAAGUCCUAUUUUAUUUUUGAAAUUUUCUCAUGAACCACAAUCAGAUCACUGUAGUCCCCUGUCCAGAUGUACCAUGUAACUCUGAAGUGCCUUCGUGUGAAUGCCAUUAGUACAGAAAAAUCCAUACAGUUACUAUAUUUGUGCCAUGCAGAACACAAUAGAAGUCCUGGGAAUGGGUUUCUGAAUUGGGUAAUGUCACAGCAGUGUGUCCCUUUUUCACAAGACUGUAAACUGAGGCUGCUUUAGAGAUACAGAUGGGCCAAGUAUCUAUCUGAUAUCCAUAUUAGUUAUGCUGGAGAAAGGAUGGCCUAAGAAAGGUGUGUGAAAUUGAUAAUAUCGGAAACACGUAUUGGAACAAGAUGUGGGACUGAAAAGAACAAGAAAAACUGAGAUGAGGGAAUGUACAUACAUUCAAAAG
Struthio camelus australis is the source of this 3036-nucleotide messenger RNA. The record is from RefSeq and is a predicted model, not a curated record. Lineage: Eukaryota; Metazoa; Chordata; Aves; Struthioniformes; Struthionidae.